This is a messenger RNA of Charadrius vociferus (killdeer), 1332 nucleotides long. Its product is annotated as collagen alpha-1(XVI) chain-like. NCBI's taxonomy places the organism in Eukaryota, Metazoa, Chordata, Aves, Charadriiformes, Charadriidae. The record is from RefSeq and is a predicted model, not a curated record.
AUGACAGACCCCCGUGGGCUGUGCCCGGGGCCUCGGCCCCCGCGCUCUGCCCGGCUGUGCUGCCCGGGUCUCCAGGGGGAACGUGGCCCCGCUGGGCUUGCUGGAGCCAAAGGGGAGCCGGGUCUCCAGGGGGAACGUGGCCCCGCUGGGCUUGCUGGAGCCAAAGGGGAGCCGGGACCUCCAGGGCAGCCCGGCUACCCCGGCGCGACGGGUCCCCCCGGCCUUCCAGGCAUCAAAGGUGAGCGAGGCUACCUGGGCCCCCCUGGGGAGAAGGGGGAACUGGGACCCCCCGGCUUGGACGGCCNGCCUCACCCCCUCUCUCCGCAGGGACCGAGGGGCGAGCGCGGGCUCCCGGGCAGCGCCGGCGAGAAGGGGGACCAGGGUUUCCAGGGCCAGCCCGGCUUCCCGGGGCCACCGGGACCCCCCGGCUUCCCAGGGAAGGUUGGUCCAGCUGGGCCACCGGGGCCCGCAGCCGAGAAGGGCAGUGAGGGCAUGCGUGGCCCCACGGGGAUGCCAGGGCCACCCGGACCACCCGGACCCCCAGGCAUCCUGGGCUUCAAGGGGAAGACGGGACACCCGGGUCUCCCAGGACCAAAGGGUGACUGCGGCAAACCCGGUCCCCCGGGGAGCACGGGCCGGCCGGGAGCGGAGGUGAGCGAGGGGGGUCCCCUGGUAGUCCGGGGCAACCGGGUCCCGCCGGCCUCGCCGGAGUGGGGGAGCAGGGACCAGAUGGACCCGUCGGUAAAGAGGUACGAGCGGUGGCUCUGCGAUUCACCUGCCCGGUGGGAUGCGGGGCUGGACCGUGGCAUCCUCCUGGGAGACGUGGUGAAUUACGACGAGAUCAAGAGGUUCAUCCGGCAGGAGCUGAGCAAGAUGUUUGACGAGCGGAUGGCAUACUACACCUCCCGGCUGCACUUCCCGGUGGAGAUGGUGGCGUCCCCUGGGAGACCAGGUCCUCCGGGGAAGGAUGGGCUGCCCGGCCGGCCGGGACCCCCUGGUUCCCCAGGGAUGCCGGGGCAGAUCGGCAGAGAGGGGCGGCAGGGUGUGCCGGGCAUGCGGGGUGAGCCGGGCGCCAAGGGAGAGAAAGGCGAGAAAGGCGUGGGGGUGAUGGGAGACAGCGGUCCCCCGGGACCCCCAGGUCCCCAAGAGCCACCAGGCUACGGGAACCCGGGCCCCGUGGGACAGCAGGGCAUCCCCGGCAUCCCCGGCCCCCCGGGAGCCACCGGGCAGCCGGGCAAGACCGGGCACUGCAGCCCGGCGGAGUGCGUGGGCGCCGUGCCCCUGGAGCAGCCCCUCUUCCAGCCCAAAAACGUCAAGGGUCCCUUCGGCUGA